UUCAAUAAGACUUGGUGGCGCAGAAAACGGCGCGAAUGCAUAAACAUUUUGCUACAACAUUUAUAAAAAUUCGGUAAAAGUAUGUCUGGAAACAAUAGUACGGUUGCGCGCAUGCCAUGGGUGGAAAAAUAUCGGCCCAACUGCUUGGAUGACCUAAUAUCCCAUGAAGAAAUAAUUUCAACGAUCAAUCGCUUUAUUAAUCAGAAGCAGCUGCCCCAUUUGCUCUUCUAUGGCCCACCAGGCACAGGUAAAACGAGCACUAUUUUGGCCUGUGCCCGUCAGCUAUAUUCACCAGCACAUUUUAAGUCCAUGGUACUCGAGUUGAAUGCGUCUGAUGAUCGUGGCAUUGGAAUCGUUCGUGGUCAGAUUCUUAACUUUGCCUCGACUCGUACCAUUUUCUGUGGCACCUUUAAGCUGAUCAUACUGGACGAGGCAGAUGCUAUGACGAAUGACGCACAGAAUGCCUUGCGUCGCAUUAUUGAAAAGUAUACGGAAAACGUGCGCUUCUGCAUCAUAUGCAAUUAUCUAAGCAAAAUAAUUCCAGCGCUUCAAUCGCGUUGCACACGUUUCCGCUUUGCCCCACUCUCACCAGAGCAGAUGAUGCCGCGCCUUAAUAAGGUUGUGGAGGAGGAGAAUGUCAACAUUACAGAUGAUGGAAAAAAAGCAUUGCUGACCCUCGCUAAAGGUGAUAUGCGAAAGGUUCUGAAUGUGCUUCAGAGUACUUCGAUGGCCUUCGAUGUAGUCAACGAGGAUAAUGUUUAUAUGUGUGUGGGAUAUCCACUUAGAAGUGAAAUUGAAAAUGUGCUACAGACAUUGCUAUCAGCAGCCACAUUCGACUCGGCAUUUGAUACAAUUGAGGAAGCGAAGAGUAAGCGAGGACUUGCUUUAGAGGAUAUUGUUACAGAACUACAUUUGUUUAUUAUGAGACUUGAACUGCCCAUGUCGGUUAUGAAUAAAUUAAUAAUUAAGCUGGCAGAAGUUGAGGAAAGAUUAACCAAGGGCUGCUCGGAGACUGCACAAACUGCAGCGCUGGUAUCUGCGUUCUUUAUAAGUCGUGACAUGGUGUCUCUGGAAGGGUAGAGAGCAACUCAUUAAAUCGUUCAAAAUUUAAAAUA
Molecule: messenger RNA, 1115 nt
Organism: Drosophila navojoa
Lineage: Eukaryota; Metazoa; Arthropoda; Insecta; Diptera; Drosophilidae
Gene: RfC3
Product: replication factor C subunit RfC3
Biological process (GO): DNA-templated DNA replication; DNA repair
Cellular component (GO): DNA replication factor C complex; nucleus
Molecular function (GO): ATP binding; DNA clamp loader activity; DNA binding
Source: RefSeq, a predicted model, not a curated record